Pieris rapae (cabbage white) is the source of this 1775-nucleotide messenger RNA. RefSeq names its product protein AF-9 homolog. The record is from RefSeq and is a predicted model, not a curated record. The transcript has 5 exons. Bases 234 to 1163 code for a protein of 309 amino acids. Gene Ontology annotation, cellular component: super elongation complex. NCBI's taxonomy places the organism in Eukaryota, Metazoa, Arthropoda, Insecta, Lepidoptera, Pieridae. Gene Ontology annotation, biological process: regulation of DNA-templated transcription.
ACAGUGACGUCACAGCACUCACGGCCGUUGCCUCUCAUGCAAGUCAGUGAUAAACACACCUCGGCCACGGCUUCAUGUCAGACAUGUUGCGCGCUUAAAUUACCGUCGAAUACCCAUAACUACCUCAUGCAUUUUUGCCUGUCACCAACACAAUACAAAUGUCAGCCGUCGCCGCACGAGGAGCGGCGAUUUUAUCAUAUAAUAGAAAAUGACUGAAGGUCUCCGACAACAACAUGAGAAGCCGUGAUGUGAAUGCUGACAACGCGCGCCAAAAUCAGCCACAAUAUGGGUGGCGGAUGGCGAUUGUCAAUCAACAUCAAAUGAGCCGUUCACAUCGUAAACCAAAAAUGUGUGUGCGCGUGUGGCUAGAGGUUGGUCAUGCGUGUGAGCCGCGUCGCGCCGCAUCGGGUCGCGCGUUGGCACUCGACUGGAGCGUGUUCGUACGCGGCGCGCGCGGCGCCGACAUUAGCGCCUUUGUGCACAAGGUCGUCUUCCACCUCUACCCGGCUAGCGCCUUCGUCUAUCCUAAGAGAGUACUUCAAGAGCCGCCGUAUGAGAUCCAGGAGUCGGGCUGCUCCUCCAUUGAAAUCCCGAUACACGUGUACCUAAAGUACAGUACUAAACCAAAGAGAAUACGCCUCAGAUACAGUCUGCACAUAGAAAAUAACAACGAGGCUAGUUCGGAGUCGCGGUGCCUUUAUUACGACGUAAACAACCCCUCGGAGCAGCUAUACAACGCUUUGAUGAAGGGCGGCGGCGAGGUUAUCGCGCGAACUAGCGCCGCAGAUGCUAGCCACAAGCUUCUUGUUUUGCUCAAUGAAGAGAGGAAAAACUUGAAAAUUCCACGUUCCAAAAGGUACAAGUUUGUGGAGCCACUUCGAUGUAAACACGCACCAAAAACCAAAUACAUCCUUGAAGAAAUAUGUCCUAAAUGUGGGGAUUCAAUUAAUGCGGAUUUUAGGAAACAGUUGCGUGCUGUUGAUAUGAAACAAGACGAAAUUGAACGAGUCUCGCACUUGUAUUUGUCAUUCAAUUGUUACGAGAAGUCUGUGAAUGCGAUUAAGUUGCCCUCGUUUUCAGAUCCAAUUUAUAGAGUGCCAGAACUACCGAUAUCCCUACGCGGUGCUGUCGGAGAUGUGAAAAUGGAUUAUACGGUGUUAUGACGUGCCUCGCUUUCGACAUAUUUGUGCCAUUGGAAUAGAGAAAUAUUUUAUUGUAUGUGCAAAUUUGAGAAACUAUUCUUAAACUAGAAUUUAUUUACACGUUUUAAUGUUACCCCUGGGGUUAUAGAAUAUUUUUUUAUACUUUACCUAGGAUCUAACAUACGAAAUAUUGUUUGUUAAAUAAUUUUUAAAGCGUGCUGUGAUGAAGAUCUCAGAAUUAUUUACUUGAUAGUUUUUUUUUAAAUGAACAUUAUAUUAAUGCAAUGUUAUGAAGCUCUUAACAAAUACUGGAGUAGGUAUUGUGCUCAAAAGUCAAAUUAUUAUAUAUAAAGAAAUAUCAUACAUUUAACACUGAUUACAGGGUACUUUUACGUAAAUUUUAAUGGUAAAACUAAAUGCUUUUUGUUUUUAUAGUAAGAAUUUUAUUUUUGUUAUUAGAAAUAUGAUCAUUUCGAAAUUAAUUUAUCAUUACAAUAAUUUGGAAAGUUUAGUGUUGAAAUUUGAAAAUUUUUGUAGUCCUUAGUUGUAAGAUCUGUUGUUUUAUUUAUUUUACCGGAGACUUCAUUCUAUAAGAAUAACAAGUUUAUUUGUUGAGAAUAAAACGUUUCUAAA